UCUACUUGUGGCAGACUUACUGCUGCACCGACCUACAACUAAUUACUAUCCUACAGAAAGAUUGCCUUCAUGUGUUAGCGGGGACUCUGAUGAACUACAGCAUUGACACAGGAGUAAUGCCUCAGGUUAAUUUGUUACGUGUGUGUCUGUCCUGUUGGUCACGUCUUCCAAAUCGUCACAUCUCUAGUAGCCUUGUCUCCAAAAGCAGAUCCAUACCAACGCUGACCUGUUCACCUUCAUGUGGUUUAAGAUGGCCAACAAUGAUGGACUUAGCAGGGUUACCCAAAGCACCUGUAGUGCGACGGUAUAGCAGUGAAAGUGCACCAAAACAAUCACCUAAGACAUUUGAUUUGGAGCAGAAUGCAUUCUUUGAAAAGUAUAAGCAGAAGCUAAAGCAAAAACAAAGUGAAGCUCCUGAAGAAUUCCAAGCCAAACUGGACGAAAUGGAGGCAACAAAGCAAGCUGAGCUUGAACAAUUGAGGAAAGACUUAGCCCCACCUCCUGUAGAUCCUGAAAAUCCUGAAAGUGGAUCACAGAAAGGGGCCAUCCCUGGCAGCUGGCCACCUAAAAGUUUACAUGAAAUCAUGAAGGUGGACCUACUAAAGGACAGAACCCCAGAACAAAUUGAACAUAUAUGGAAAGAAUACCACGUAUCUAAAGAUUGUGUAUUUGGUGUUGUCAAGGAGAUGGAUUAUGAGUAUUUAAUGGAGAAGGCUCGGGUGUGUCCAGUCUUUGUGUACCCUCUACCACGACAAGAUGGAUUUGAGUUUAUCCUUUCACAAUUCAGUGGGAAAGAUGUGUACUUUACACCUUUAAUAAUGUACCAAACUCAGAAAGAAAAAGCCUUAUCCUGUCUUACGCUCACUCAUUUUCAGGAACUUAAACAAGAAAAAGGUAUCGUUCUGAUGGCUGGCCAAUAUAACAGUGAUAUUCUGACAAAAAGUGAAGCUUUAAUUUUAGUGAAACAGAUGACAAUGUACUAUAGUCAACCAGGAGUGGAGCGAUUCAACCUAGUUCGCCUAUUCAACCAUAUGCCAGAGAAAUUUCACUACCAAGAAAUAAUAUCAGAAUAUAAAAAGAUGAAAAAAAUGCUUGAGAAAGAAAUGUAGCUGCAACUAGUGUGUAUAGACAUGAUUUUUAAAAAAGUUUUGAAUAUCACUGCUAUAAUUGUACAUAUUUUUUUAAGAAGGAUAAGAUUUGUUGAAUGUUAGGAUACCUAUGUUUGUAUGUAAUAUUGGUUGAAGCAGUAUAACCUUAUUUUAUCACCCUGUCAUAUUACAUGCACAUGCAGUAAGAUCGUGUUGGAUAUGCAUGUCAUAAGAUGCUUAUAAAGUGUUGGAAAGUAUUAAUUGAAUAUUUAUAAAGAAUUCAGAAUGUUAAUAAUCAAUCUAUUAAACUGAAUAAAUUUUUUAAUGCUUUCAGGUG
This is a messenger RNA of Ylistrum balloti, 1425 nucleotides long. RefSeq names its product ATP synthase mitochondrial F1 complex assembly factor 1-like. Gene Ontology annotation, cellular component: mitochondrion. The transcript has 10 exons. Gene Ontology annotation, biological process: mitochondrial proton-transporting ATP synthase complex assembly. Bases 90 to 1109 code for a protein of 339 amino acids. The record is from RefSeq and is a predicted model, not a curated record. NCBI's taxonomy places the organism in Eukaryota, Metazoa, Mollusca, Bivalvia, Pectinida, Pectinidae.